Molecule: messenger RNA, 1014 nt
Organism: Entamoeba invadens IP1
Lineage: Eukaryota; Evosea; Mastigamoebida; Endamoebidae
Exons: 2
Coding region: 1-1014 (337 amino acids)
Source: RefSeq, a predicted model, not a curated record
AUGACAAAUACGAGUGAUAUAAUAUCAUUCAUUUGUAUGAACAAAAAGUACAAAGAUGUUGUCGACUCGAUGUAUAUUAAUCCAUACAAAUUGUCAUAUUACAAUUCUGUGGAAAAAAUACAGAAAUUGUUUCCAGCGCUUCAAACAUUAUAUUUGACAGACUUGAUCACCAAAAACAGAAAAUUGCAGACAGACGUGACACACCUUGAAAUCGACUUUUUGUCGUGUUCAAAAACUUUUCUGUUUAUACAAUUCAAUAAAAAAAACAUCAUUGAAAAGAUCAGAAAACUUCGAAUCAAAUUUUACAACUUGGACUGCUUAACAAGCGACGUAGAGAUGUUUCAGAAUCUCCAAGAUCUAUUUGUUGACCUUUCAAUGUUCACGGCAAAUUCAAACGAUCGACUUUUCGAAAUGAUUGGUCACAGGACUUUGAGAAGAGUCAUUUUGACAAUUUAUGCAAGUCAACUUGAGGUUUUUUCCAAGUUCGAUUAUUCGAAACACCCAUUAACAGAUUACGUCUUUAUUGUAAUCGAAAUGGAUCUGGAUGAUAUAAAAGAAAAUUCUAAAGUGACACAAAAGAAAUUGCAGUAUAGAAAUGUCAAAAUUUAUAGUGCCAUUUAUACUAAUUUUUUCGAUUUCAUCCCAAUAGGUGUUCUACAAAAUAGUUUUUAUAAUGUAUUUGUUACACAUUUCUCUGAUUUUGAUGAAAAUGAUAAACAUUUUUCUCGUGAUGUAUUAAACCGCGACCAAAUUCUGGUAGAUUCAUAUUGCGAUAAAUGUGAUGUUGCAGUCACCGAAGUUAUCAACAAGUGUUUACUCAAUAAUGUUGUUCUAAAAAAUUACAACAAUGAUGACAUUCAAACUACUCAAAGAGGAUAUCUAAGAAAAAUGUCACAUCACAGACAAAUUUUGAAUUUUGAGACCACAACCAUUCGUACAAUUUCCAUGUUCAAUUGUCAAACAAGUAACAUGAAAACGUGUAUGGUGAUGUGUAUUUGGACGACUGUGUUUUAG